This is a messenger RNA of Panicum virgatum (switchgrass), 1050 nucleotides long. Its product is annotated as probable arabinosyltransferase ARAD1. The transcript has 3 exons. The coding region runs from base 137 to 658 and encodes 173 amino acids. Gene Ontology annotation, molecular function: glycosyltransferase activity. NCBI's taxonomy places the organism in Eukaryota, Viridiplantae, Streptophyta, Magnoliopsida, Poales, Poaceae. The record is from RefSeq and is a predicted model, not a curated record.
GAAAGAUGUUGUGGCACCAUAUGUGCAUGUUGUGGGUUCCUUUAUUGAUGAUGAUCCACCUGAUCCAUUUGAGGCUCGUCAUACACUGCUUUUCUUUCGAGGCCGUACUGUCAGGAAAGAUGUAUGGAACUGAUUUAUGAUAGAAGGGAAGAUCCGGGCAAAACUUGCAAAGAUAUUGAAAGGAAAGGGUGGUGUGCGCUUUGAGAAUAGCUUUGCCACAGGCGACGGCAUUAAAAUAUCUACAGAAGGUAUGCGGUCAUCGAAGUUUUGUCUUCACCCUGCUGGGGACACUCCUUCCUCGUGCCGCCUGUUUGAUGCCAUUGUCAGUCACUGUGUUCCUGUGAUUGUGAGCAGUCGCAUCGAGCUCCCUUUUGAAGAUGAGAUUGAUUACAGCGAAUUCUCCCUUUUCUUCUCAGUUGAAGAAGCUCUAAGACCUGAUUACUUGAUCAACCAGCUCAGGCAGAUAUCCAAAAAGAAGUGGGUUGAGAUGUGGUUGAAGCUAAAAAAUAUAUCUCACCACUAUGAGUUCCAGUAUCCCCCCAGGAAAGGUGAUGCUGUGAAUAUGAUAUGGAGGCAGGUGAGGCACAAAAUCCCUGCAGUUAACCUUGCCAUUCACAGGAAUAGAAGACUAAAAAUUCCAGACUGGUGGGGACAAUAGUCUUUGAGUAGUGUACAUAUUACCCUAUCCACUGGUAAACCUGGUUAUUUUUGGUGCGUGAUCUUAUCCAAGGACCAGUGCUCAUCUUAUCCAAGGACCGAGCCCACAACUAUGCUGUGCUGGGAACUGACAUUGUCACCCUUUUUUUGGUUCAUUUUUUGAUAGGAUAAGUAUUUUUUCCCCUGAAACUACAAAAUACUGGGAACAAAUAUUAUUUAUAGUGAAGAUUUACCUGACAAAUAGGAUAUAUCUGUAUCUUCUUUGUACUAGCUUACUGAAAGUUGCAAUAUAUUCCUGUUGCUGGUGCUGGUAGAUACCGUUCAUCUCAGUGCUUGCUUGUACUAUGGAUCUGUUGACUUCAAUGGCAGAGUUUUCAAUGCUUAGCUUGAUCA